Messenger RNA from Rhizophagus irregularis DAOM 181602=DAOM 197198, 765 nucleotides. The record is from RefSeq and is a predicted model, not a curated record. Lineage: Eukaryota; Fungi; Glomeromycota; Glomeromycetes; Glomerales; Glomeraceae.
AUGAAUCAAGUUCAGAUGAAGAGUCUUCAAAAGAAAUUUCUUCAGAUCAAUUAUUUUCAAAGAGGGAUGAUGUUUAUAAUCGUAAUGAUGGUGAUGAUGGUAGUACAUUACAAACUAUCAAAUAAUGUUGGUGAUGCAUUUUUUAAAUUUCUUCACAUUCAUGCAAAUUUUCCUAAAAGAACAUUACCACCUUCCACUCGUAUUGGCCUUCAAUUCUUAGAUAAUUUAAAGAAAAAACAUACUUUAUUUAACUCAAUACCUAUAAUCAAUAUUAACAAUAUUCAAUACAAUUUUGAAUAUCGGCCAAUUUUAUCAGGAAUUGAGGAAAUUGAUGGUCAAAAAUGUUCUUAUAGUGAAAUGUUUAAUUGCAAUUGGUGGAAGCAAGCAGUCAAUCAUGCGCCUUAUAGUAGUAAGAUUGUACCAAUUAUAUUUUAUUCAGAUGCAACUACGCUUGAUCAUUUUGGAAAAAGUUCACGCCACCCAAUAUUUGUUACUAUUGGAAAUAUUCCAACCAAUCUUUGUAAUAAACCUGAAUCAAAAGUACUUGUUGGACUAAUACCAAUUUUAGAAAGUUCUAAACAAAUGAAAGAAACUAAAGAAUUUCAUAAAGCAAUUAGAAUUACUUUCCAUAACUGUUUUUAGAUUCUUCUUGCUCCAAUCUGAGUUCAACAUCAAACAGGUAUACAGCUGAAAGUUGGCAAUAGUUAUGUAUGGUGUAUGAUGAUAGUGGUAAUGAUAUUAGGAGAUUGGCCAGAAAAUGGAAAA